Molecule: messenger RNA, 372 nt
Organism: Encephalitozoon romaleae SJ-2008
Lineage: Eukaryota; Fungi; Microsporidia; Unikaryonidae
Product: transport protein particle complex subunit
Exons: 1
Coding region: 1-372 (123 amino acids)
Biological process (GO): endoplasmic reticulum to Golgi vesicle-mediated transport
Cellular component (GO): TRAPP complex
Source: RefSeq, a predicted model, not a curated record
AUGGUUGUGGAGCAGCUCUUCAUAAUAAACAAAUCAGGGGGAAUGGUCUUUAAGUACGAGAGAGAAGAGAAUACAGAUAUAAAUAGCUUUUUAAUAUUAACAAGUUCCUUGUAUUCAGUAAGUGUGAUAUUAUCAAAAGUAAUGGAUAAUCCUGCAUCAAGACAGGUUGUUUACUUCAGGAACAGAACCAUUUCGAUCUUUAGGACAAUCACAGGCUUGGUAUUUGUCUUUGUCGCAGACAAGCCUGCAGAUGCUCUUUUUGAAAGAGUCUAUUCUCACUACUGCAAAUAUGUAACAAGGGACCCCUUCUAUUCACCGGAAAUGCCUAUCCAAUGCUCUAAGUUCAGACCUCAUCUUCUAUUUGAAAACUGA